CUGCAGCCCCCAGACAUGUCCUGCUACAGCCCGUGCCGGCCCUGCCAGCCCUGCGGCCCCACCCCGCUGGCCAACAGCUGCAAUGAGCCCUGUGUCAGGCAGUGCCAGGACUCCACCGUGUUCAUCCAGCCCUCGCCCGUGGUGGUGACCCUGCCCGGCCCCAUCCUCAGCUCCUUCCCACAGAACACCGUGGUGGGAUCCUCCACCUCGGCUGCUGUUGGCAGCAUCCUCAGCUCUCAGGGAGUGCCCAUCAGCUCCGGGGGCUUUGGCCUCUCUGGCUUGGGCAGUGGCCUCUGUGGCACGAGGUGCUUCCCCUGCUGAAGCUGCUCCCUGCACUGUGGCCUCCUCCUGG
Molecule: messenger RNA, 352 nt
Organism: Vidua chalybeata
Lineage: Eukaryota; Metazoa; Chordata; Aves; Passeriformes; Viduidae
Product: feather keratin 1-like
Exons: 1
Coding region: 16-321 (101 amino acids)
Cellular component (GO): intermediate filament
Molecular function (GO): structural constituent of cytoskeleton
Source: RefSeq, a predicted model, not a curated record